AUGGCAGAAGGAUGGAAGAUAAAAAGGUUGAAUAUCUUUUACUUUUUUCUUCUUCUGUUUGGGAAGGUGAGAGCUUCCACAACAAAGAAUAUAAAACAAAACUUGUUAGAGAUUUUGAUGAAUAAAACUUAUGGCUCUCCUGUCAGACCAGAUGCUGAAACAGGAUUACCAACCAUUGUAACUGUUGAUCUUUUCUUGGAGACAGCUGGAGAAAUGGAUUAUAUGAAGCAAAUUCCAGUUGCCCUUAUUGUGAGUGAAUCUUGGACAGAUUCACGUUUAAAUAUUUCUCAUUGGGACAAAGGCAAAGUUGUGUUCCAUGAAAAUAUGAUUCAUCUUUUUUGGACCCCUAAACUUUAUUUGGUCAGCACAGAAGGAAUGAAGCAGGACAAGUUCACUCAAAAGAUUAUUGUCAAACCCAAUGGAGAUAUAAUGCUGUUACAAAGGAAUAUUUUGAACCUUUUGUGUCAAAAGUCAUUAAGUACAUUCCCUCUUGAUGGACAGAUCUGUGAAAUUUCAUUAAAGAGUUUUUAUUACAAUGUGGAUGAACUUGUUCUGAGGUGGAAUUCCAAAACAGAUUUCAAACAGUCUGUCAGUAUAUUGGAAAUACCAAAUUUUUACCUGAAGGAGAUUUCCUUAACUGAAAGGAAUAUUACUCAGUUUGGUGCUCAUGUCUCUCUGUUGGAUGCAGAAAUCAGUUUGGGUAGAAAAAUGAGUCUCCGAAUUAUGGCCGUCUAUCUGACAAGCACCUUCCUUGUGAUUAUAGCAUGGCUCUCUUUCUGGGUGGACUACCAGGCCACAGCUGCAAGAAUAUCUCUUGGACUCAUCAUUACUUACUUUGAUUACCCACAAUUCGAAUUUGGUACCCACAGCCCAGCCAAAGAAUUCUUAUCCACCGAUAUUAAGGGCUUGGAUAUUUGGUUGACUGUUUGUCUUGGUUUUGUAUUCUUUGCCCUUGUUGAGUUCAUAUUACUCAACUACUGCCUUACCAAAAAAGCAUCACAGAAAAAGAAGCCUUCCAAGUUACCAUCAGUGAUAUCACUGAUUAGUCAACGGAAAUUGAAAAGUAACACGGAGGAUAUUUCACCAAACAAUAUGGUUACAGAAAGAGAAGUUGCAGAAUAUAAAAUUGCUGAUGACGAGCAAAAGAACAUCCUUAAUUGUUGUAAGCUGUCCAAAGUACCCCAGGCAUUGGAUAAAUAUUGUCGUGUUCUAUUUCUCUUAGCUUUUAUUCUUUUUAAUGUAAUCUACUGGGUUGGCCAAACAUACUGA
Messenger RNA from Acanthosepion pharaonis, 1269 nucleotides. The record is from the annotation of a GenBank genome assembly. NCBI's taxonomy places the organism in Eukaryota, Metazoa, Mollusca, Cephalopoda, Sepiida, Sepiidae.